CGAGGCUGACGCCGAGGCGGCGAGGGCGGAGUCGGCGGCCCCGGCCACAGGGAGUGCGACGGAGCCGCUACUGAGCCCGGGACAAGUAGCCAGUUAUCGGAGAUAUGUAAAAGAAGCAAAAGAAGCAACCAAGAAAGGAAAUCUAGAAGAAGCCCUUAAACUUUUCUGUUUAGCAAAAGAUAUUUUUCCCAGUGACAAGGUUCUGAGCCGAAUCCAGAUACUACAGGAAGCCCUGGAAGAGCUGUCAGUGGAAGGAGAUGAUGAAUUUGUUGAAGUGUGCAACAGUGGUCUGAUGCUGUAUCGAGAACUACACGAUCGACUUUUUGAGCACCAGAAAGAAGGUGUGGCUUUUCUCUAUAGCCUGUAUAAAGACAGAAGGAAAGGUGGCAUAUUGGCAGAUGAUAUGGGAUUGGGGAAGACUAUUCAGAUUAUUGCUUUCCUUUCUGCUAUGUUUGAUGCUGAACUUGUGAGGUGUGUCCUGCUGAUCAUGCCUACCAGCCUUAUCAGCACGUGGAUCAAAGAAUUUGCUAAGUGGACCCCAGGAAUGAGAAUUGCCACCUUUCACGGUUCUAGCAAGAAGGAACGUACCAGAAAUCUACACAGGAUUCAGAGGAAGAAUGGGGUAGCUGUUACAACGUACCAAAUGUUGAUUAACAAUUGGCAGCAACUUUCCCAAUUGGAUGGAAACGAGUUUGUCUGGGACUAUCUCAUACUUGACGAAGCCCAUAAAAUUAAAAGCUCUUCUACUAAGUCAUCAAUUGCUGCCCGGGCUAUCCCUGUGAAAAAUCGCAUCCUCCUGACAGGAACCCCAAUUCAGAAUAACUUGUACGAGCUGUGGUCCCUCUUUGAUUUUGCUUGUCAGGGAUCCUUGCUAGGAACAUCUAAAACCUUUAAAAUGGAAUAUGAAAAUCCUAUUACUAGGGCCAGGGAGAAAGAUGCUACUUUAGGAGAGAAGGCCCUGGGGUUGAAAAUAUCUGAAAACUUAAUGACACUUAUAAAACCAUAUUUUCUCAGGAGGACUAAAGAAGAUGUACAGAAGAGAAGUGCCAAUAAACCCCAAAGCAAUCUUCCAGAAAAGAAUCCAGGUGGUGACAUUGUCUGUGAAAUCCCUUCCCUUUCCAGGAAAAAUGAGUUAAUUAUUUGGGUAUAUUUAGUACCUUUGCAAGAAGAAAUAUAUAGGAAAUUUGUAUCCCUAAACCACAUCAAACAGUUGUUAGUGGAAACACGUUCACCUUUGGCUGAGCUGACUGUCUUAAAGAAGCUGUGUGAUCACCCGAGGUUACUGUCAGCGCGGGCCUGCAGUUUGUUAGGUUUCAAAGAAGGCAACUUCUCUGGUGGAGAUGAAAGUGAAGUCGCUCAUUCAGAUAUCCAGAUUGAUCAAGUGCCUCAUGAAUCCCUAAUGCAAGAAUCGGGGAAAGUGAUAUUCCUUAUGGCAUUGCUUAAGAGAUUACAAGAUGAAGGACAUCAGACUCUGGUGUUUUCCCAGUCCACAAAACUUCUAGACAUCAUAGAGCACCUUUUAAAGAAAGAGAAUUUCGAGACUUUGCGUAUUGAUGGAACUGUUACUCCUCUUUCAGAAAGACAGAGGCGAAUUGACUUAUUUCAACGGAAUCAGGGUGUCUCUGUUUUUCUCCUUACUUCCCAAGUAGGUGGAGUAGGUCUCACUUUAACUGCAGCAACUAGAGUGGUCAUUUUUGAUCCUAGCUGGAAUCCUGCAACUGAUGCACAAGCUGUAGAUCGAGUUUACAGAAUCGGGCAAAAAGAAAAUGUUGUGGUUUAUAGGCUGAUCACCUGUGGGACAGUGGAGGAGAAAAUAUAUAGAAGACAGGUUUUCAAGGACUCGUUAAUAAGACAAACAACCGGGGAUCAAAAAAACCCCAUUCGAUAUUUUAGCAAGCAAGAAUUACGAGAGCUCUUUACGAUAGGGGACUUUCGGAGUUCUGCAACACAGUUGCAACUGCAUUCUUUGCAUGCUGGUCACAGAAAGACCGAUAAGAAAUUGGAGGAACAUAUUGCUUACCUACACACUUUGGGAAUAGCAGGAAUCUCUGACCACGAUUUGAUGUUCACACGUGAUGUGUCUGUUCACGAAGAGUCUGAGGUAGGGGAAUCUCAGUAUGUUCAAGAAAGGGUUCAAAAGGCUCAACUCCUAGUCGAAUUAGAGUCUCAGAAUAACGAGCUCUUACUGACCAAUGCAAGAGCUGGAGUUGAGGAAACCUGGCUGAAAGAACCUGCAUCUUCCAAACCAAAGAAAAAAUACUCUGAACUGAAUGUUGCACGUCAUCCUUCACCGCCUAUAAUUGUUGAUCUUACACAAGAAGAGUCUGUCCAUUCUGGAAUGGCAAAUUUAAGUAUUGUUGAAGACAGUGAGGCAUACUAUCUCUCUGCCAUGAAUGUAGAUGUGUCUGUAAAACAAUCUGAUCUUCGUUUAUCAGAACACAAAAUUGAUGAUGAAUUUAUAACUACUUUUUCCAAUGAAGAGUGCCAGGAAAUGGAAAUAUCAAAGACCAAUAAUCCUGAUGAUAGUCAAGUUUUACCAGAUAACACUCAGGAAAGUAUAAAGCAGUUAGCUCAUGAAACAGCAAAAGCUGAUCUUGAACCAAAUCCAGAUCAACUAACAAAUUCAGAGAUUUUGCUGGAAUCUUCCAUCUUGCUUAUAAGUCCAGAGAAGUCUAUGGAAUUGGGUACUUCUCUCAUUAGCGUAGUAGGGGAUUUGUCAGCAGACCCAAGUGCAAUGGAGAAUUCUGGACCAAACGAGGACAAGUUAGGAAAAGAAUCCUUAGCUUCUUCACUGCAAGAUGCUGAUGAUUUCAAUCUUUUCUUGGAAGAUUCUCUAGAGAGUGGACAGAACCUUUCCAAGCAGUCUUUGGAGCCCAUGGAAAGGGAGAACAGCAUGUGGGAUUUAGUACCUAAUCCUAGGGGGCAGAGCAGCUUUGAGGAUCCACAGCUUGGUCAAGAAAGCGAACUGGAGAACGAAAUAGCUCCUGUGAAAACGAGAUACACGAUGAGGAGGAUUGUUUCAGAUGAUGAAGAUGAUUUUGUGACAGAAGGAAUGUUACCCCCUUUCCCAAACCCAGUACUGACACAAUUUAGCUCAACUCCCAAAAGCAACAGAUCCCAAUCUGAAUUGUUUUUAUUUGAAAUAGGGAGUGGUGGAAAUAGUUCUGCAAUUUCUAGAAGAUCCCUGGCUUCACGGAGAUCACUUAUUAAUGUGAUUUUAGACCAUGUUGAAGAUAUGGAAGAAGAUGCCAGUGGGCAAAAGGGUACCGACAAGCAUUUAGAAGCAGCGGCAGCAGAGUAUACUCAAGAGUCUGAACACUCAGAAGAGGAACCUGCAGAAGAAACUUCACUGACCCCAAGCGAGCCCUGCUCUUUGUCUGUGUCUUGCUCAGACUUAGCGCAGAGUGCAUCUGGUCAAGAUUCACAAGAGACCACUGCACACAACCCCAGUUCAGCUCCCAUGACAGAUGAGUAUGAGGCUCUUGUCAGGUGUGGAAAGGAACUGAAAGAGAGCGGGAAAAUACAGGAAGCACUCAACUGUCUUCUUAAAGCCCUCGAUAUAAAAAGUACGGAUCCUGAAGUCAUGCUCCUGACUUUAAGUUUAUAUAAGCAACUUAAUCAAACUUGAGAACAUGGUUUGUUUGCUGUGCUUUACAAUCCCCUGAAGGGUUAUCUAUGCUUACUUUUCUAAUUCAGUUUCUCCUAAUUUAAGAUGAUUGCUUUGAAUAAAGGAUAGCUUCUAGCAUGUUUAGGAUGACAAACACGUUUAUGUUCCCCCCCCCCCUUUAUUUUUUAGUGAACAUUUAUUACUCCCAUCAAGACUGGGCUGGGGGAUUGAGAUUUUUUGCUGACUUUUGUUCUUGUCUGUUUUGCUGCUGGGACAGUCCAUAUGGGACAAUAUUGUUUUUUAAAAGGUUCUUUUAAGUUUACAAGCCAAUUGACUCUGUUCUGAAAAACCUCCUCGGGGAUUUGUACUCUAGUUGGAAAAAUUAAAGUGAAUUUAAUUCAAAUUAAAUGU
Molecule: messenger RNA, 4018 nt
Organism: Vombatus ursinus (common wombat)
Lineage: Eukaryota; Metazoa; Chordata; Mammalia; Diprotodontia; Vombatidae
Gene: ERCC6L
Product: ERCC excision repair 6 like, spindle assembly checkpoint helicase
Exons: 2
Coding region: 293-3628 (1111 amino acids)
Molecular function (GO): ATP binding; ATP-dependent chromatin remodeler activity; DNA translocase activity
Source: RefSeq, a predicted model, not a curated record